This is a messenger RNA of Betta splendens (Siamese fighting fish), 4674 nucleotides long. RefSeq names its product zinc finger RNA binding protein 2 (gene zfr2). NCBI's taxonomy places the organism in Eukaryota, Metazoa, Chordata, Actinopteri, Anabantiformes, Osphronemidae. Gene Ontology annotation, molecular function: double-stranded RNA binding; zinc ion binding; single-stranded RNA binding. The transcript has 19 exons. The record is from RefSeq and is a predicted model, not a curated record. The coding region runs from base 103 to 3213 and encodes 1036 amino acids. Gene Ontology annotation, cellular component: precatalytic spliceosome.
UUUCUUACGCAUUUCCGGUGUUGGAGCAGCGUUUGUGGGGCCGUGAACUAUCUUGACGCUAAGCUUCAUCUUCGCCGCUUUCUGCCAGUACUAUAUGCCAAGAUGGCUGCAAGCAAUUAUUUCGGCUUCACACAUGGUGCCGGUCCGCAAUACAGCACUCAGCCUCCCCCAGCCUACUCCCACCCCUCCACGGCCAGUUACAGCGUCCAACAAGCUCCAGCUGUGGCUCAUGCAGUGACCGCAUCCUACGCACCAGCUCCAGUUCAGGCAGCCCGGCCUGUGGCUUCUGUCCCUUACCCUGCCUAUCAGAGCCACCAGCCUCCCCCAGACUACACCUACAGGCAACCAGAACCCCCUGCCCCCCCACAGCCCACCACCACACCACAGACCUACCAGGUGUACUCGGAUACGCAAGACAACUACAGCUACGGACGCCCUGCUGCUGUGACUACAUACGACAAUAAACAGUACUACCAAACUAGUAUAGCUCCUGCACAAAGGACACCUGCAGAGAGUUACUACCAGACAGUGGGAGUGAAGAGCGUGUACAGUCCAGCGCCCACCACUGUCUACAGCCAGCCUCCUCCCCAGAGGCAGGUAACGGCCCUGAAACCUUUGGCCCCCUCCAGCUCUGUGUCCACCAGCUACAACAUCUACCCUGCGUCUACCAGUGUCCAGCAGCCUCCAACUCCAAUAUCAUCCUACACCCUGGGCUCUUCCUUCAGCUCCACAGUUUCAGCCACCUCCUACUCAGGCAUUAGCUAUUCCAGUUAUGAUUCAUCUGGCUAUACCUCCGCAUCCACCCCCUCCUAUUACCAGCCAGCUCAGCAGACUCUCGCUCAGCCACAGCCUCCACCUCAACAGCCUCAGCAGCACCAGGCCCCCAUCCAGCAACCGCCCAAGCAGCUGACCAGCUCAUCAUGGAGCAACUCGGGCAGCAACAUGGUGACGGCUCCGGCAGGCAACGCGUACAAAAAGCCCACAUUUCACCAGAGCAAGAUGCAGAAGCCUAAAGGGCCGCCGAAGCAGCCGCAGCUCCAUUACUGUGACAUUUGCAAGAUCAGCUGUGCGGGCCCUCAGACAUACCGGGAGCACCUUGAAGGCCAGAAGCAUAAGAAAAAAGAGGCAGCUAUGAAAUCUGGGGGACAGACGGGGAACAGCAAUGGGCCCAGAGGGGCCCAGACUCAGCUGCGAUGCGAGUUGUGUGAUGUCUCCUGCACUGGAGUGGAUGCCUAUGCUGCUCAUAUUCGUGGGUCCAAACACCAGAAGGUGGUGAAACUUCACACUAAGCUGGGCAAGCCUAUACCUUCCACCGAGCCGGUGUUAGUGAGUUCCGCUCCAGUUGUCACGACAUCGACAGCUGGGAAACCUCCGGCAUCCGCGUCCACUCCUGCUUCUGUCCCAGCCACUUCAGCUCCCCCUGCGACACCCAAACAGGUGGCGUUACACCCCACGGUUAAAACAACACCACCAGUCAAGAAACCAACUACUUCUAAAAUAACUGUCAUUUCCACUAAGCCCGCCAGCACUUCAGCACUGACACCAGUACCAACAGCAGCGCCGCCCGUGUUGACUGCAGUGAAGGUCGAGGAGUCGUUGCCACAGUUGCUUCACAAGAUGGAGCCUCAUAGCGAGGAUGAGGAUGGAGACAAAGCUGGAGGCCAGGGAGACAUCCAGCCAGUGGGACAUGACUAUGUAGAGGAGGUUCGCAAUGAAGACGGCAAAGUGAUUAGAUUCCACUGUAAACUAUGUGAGUGCAGCUUUAAUGACCCUAACGCCAAAGACAUGCACCUGAAGGGACGAAGGCACAGACUGCAAUACAAGAAAAAAGUAAACCCAGAGCUUCCUGUGGAGAUCAAGCCCAGUAACCGAGCCAGGAAGCUGCAGGAGAGCAAACUGAAGAAGCAGAAACAGAAGGCGGUGCUGAAGAGACAGAGAGAUGACGAGCAACGCUGGCACAUGGAAAUGAGGCGGUAUGAGGAGGACAUGUACUGGCGGAGGAUUGAGGAGGAGCAGAUGUACUGGGGGGAGCAGAGGCGCAGGAUGGUUCCUCCACCCCUGAUGAGCCGCCCCGGCAUGCCGGUGCCCCCUCUGCUGACAUGCAUGCGCCGGCCUGACUCUCCCGAUGAUCGUCACAUCAUGGCUAAACAUUCCACUAUUUACCCAGUGGAAGAGGAGUUGCAGGCUGUUCAGAGGAUCGUCUCCCACUCUGAGCGAGCUCUGAAACUGGUGUCAGAUUCCCUGUUGGAGAAGGAGGCACCAGCUGCUGCCACUGCUGCUACUGAGGCAGAGGAAAAAGGUAGUGAGAACUCCGCCCGGCUGCUAAAAGGCGUGAUGAGGGUGGGCAUCCUGGCCAAAGGCCUGCUGCUUCGAGGAGACAGGAAUGUGGAGCUCAUCCUUCUCACCGCUAAGAAGCCCACCAUCGCUUUACUUAAAAGUGUCGCCAAACAGCUGCCCAAGGAACUGGAGACAUUUUCUGAAGAUCAGUAUGAGGUGCAGGCUCAACCCGAGGAGGCGAACAUCGUGAUAGUUUCAAGCAAGGAGCCCAAAAUGCAGGUGACCAUUUCUCUCACCUCGCCGCUGAUGAGGGAGGACCCUGCUGCUGAGAAGGACAAGCAGGCAGGAGGAAAAGCGGCUGAGAAAGGUGUGGCUGAGAAGGAGCCUCCUGAUCUCCUGAAUAAGAAGAAGUGUCUGGAGAACCUGGCUGCGCUCCGUCAUGCCAAAUGGUUUCAGGCGCGAGCUAACGGGCUACAGUCCUGUGUGAUCAUCAUUCGAGUGCUGAGGGAUUUAUGUCAGCGGGUUCCCACCUGGGGACGGAUGCCCAGCUGGGCGAUGGAGCUGCUGGUGGAAAAGGUGAUCAGCAGCGCUGCAGGCCCACUCAGCCCGGGGGAGGCCAUGCGCCGAGUCCUGGAGUGCAUCUCUACAGGCAUCCUGCUACCAGACGGACCAGGUUUGAUGGACCCAUGUGAGAAGGAGCCAACCGAUGCUCUGGAAGCGGUGAUGGUCCAGUCCCGAGAGGACAUCACUGCCAGUGCACAGCACGCCCUGCGGCUGCUCGCCUUCCGUCAGAUCCACAAGGUGCUCGGCAUGGAGUCUCUGCCGGCGUCAAAGUCGAGCGCGCGCAACCGCAAGCGUCGGCGGGACGUCAGCGACGCGGGGGAGGAGGAGGGGGAGGGCAAGAAGGACAAAAAGGAGGAAGGCGGAAGUGCUUGACCUUUUGCCGGCAGAGCGUACGUGUUGGCUAAUUUAGAGACUGGUAGAAUGUUUACUUUAUUUUAAGGUUUCUUAUGUGGACAACAAUCUUAACAUGCAGCUAUAACAUGGAUAUAAACAACUCAACAUGUUACAUGUCUACCUUGAAUUUAAAUGACUGAAGUGUGAGAACUCUGACUGAAGCUCAGACAUAGCGUCUUUUAAAGUAGACAGAGAGAACUUGCUCCUUUAGAUGAAAACCAUGACAACUACAUGAUUCCACUUCAGUCCACCUUCACUCUAGACGCCAACUCCUCCUCACUGUUAUUUUGUCCACGCACAGACAGAAACACAACUCGACCACUUACAGUUGUAUCGUUUGAAUAUGAUAUUACCAUGAAAUCAUCAGCACCUUAAGCUUUAUUCCCAGUGCUUCUCAUUGAAGAGGAGCCUGAACUCCGCUGCUCUUUGGGCCAGUUUAGUUCCACGUCCCCCCGCGCGAGGAAGGAUCCAGUUAACCAACACUGAUGCAUGACGUUUGUACGAUGAAAUGUGCUCAAAAACAAACAGAAGACUGACUGAUUUUCAGAUAUACGGUACUGUGAUGUUCAUCGUGCCUAAAGUGAUGCAUCUGCGCUGCCCAGUUGAACCUACAUGCUAAACUUCUGUUGUCUUUGCUCCCUCUAAAGUCUCCACUGACUCUCUGUUGACUCUGACACUAUGUGAAAGUUCAACGGAGGACAAACAAGAGUUUCUGACCAAAGUUCCUGCAAUCACACCUUUAAUCAUACCUGCAAAGUCUACAUACAAACAGCUUCCCAUUAAAGUGCAUCACUAAGUUUUUGCCCCCCCCUCACCAUGGUUUUAUGUGGAGGUCACACUGGAAAGCAGACCGGUCUCUGAUGGGACUCGUCUCAUCUUGCACAGUCUGUAGCAUGCAGAGGAUAUGAAGCACUUAAGAAACGAUAAUGUUACUGUAUGCAGCCAUAAUUUAAGCGUUUGAAUAAUUAUGCCUAGUAACCUUUCUUGUUCCAGAGUAUGGUUAGCAAAAGAGACACUUUAGUCACAAGAUGGAAUAUCUGCUGUACUGAUCAGAUGAUUAUCGCCCUUUGACCUUCUUCCUUGUGCCUGCAUCAUGUUGUGUGUUACCGACAACGGAGUAAGAUGAACAUGUAUGAGUUUGUGUGUGUGAGUGUGUGUGUGGUUCUUAUUGUAAUUACCUUGUUUCGUAAAGAUGUAGGACGAGGAAGGGACAGUUGCACAACUUUUGGCUUAAAGGUUGACAUGUGAGACUUAUUUUGUAGUUUGAAUUUCUCAUAUAUACACAUCUAUAUAUGGUAUGUUUGGCCUAUUUUAUUUCUGAAGGAUGAUGCAAUGUAUUUUGUAUUGUUCAGACAUAAAGUGUGAGCGUUGCCGUCUCUAUUAUUUGAAUGUCUUUGUAGUGUUGGCUCACAAAGGAUUUAUUAAAACACUUUAAAGCCG